This is a messenger RNA of Phlebotomus argentipes, 4505 nucleotides long. RefSeq names its product protein Fe65 homolog. NCBI's taxonomy places the organism in Eukaryota, Metazoa, Arthropoda, Insecta, Diptera, Psychodidae. The coding region runs from base 493 to 2568 and encodes 691 amino acids. The record is from RefSeq and is a predicted model, not a curated record. Gene Ontology annotation, molecular function: amyloid-beta binding; transcription factor binding. Gene Ontology annotation, cellular component: cytoplasm; nucleus. The transcript is spliced from 14 exons. Gene Ontology annotation, biological process: regulation of DNA-templated transcription.
AUUGAAUCGCAUAGAACAUCCUUUUUCCUUAAGGUGUGUUCCUCUUUUUUGUAAAUUUCCCUUCUUUCCCAAUUGAAAGUGAUUCUAUUGAUAGGCAAUGAGUGUAAUUUGUUAAUUGAGAAGUGAAAUGUAGUUGAGUUGUACAGUUUUAUAGAAGAGAAAAGUGAGAGAAUUGGGUGGAAAUUUCGAUAGGCGGAGUGACUUUUUUUUCUAAUCGCAUGAAUCAUUGAUGGAUUUUUUGUAGAAUAGCACACUUCUACAAGGAAGCAGAGGUGUUUUUUUAUCACAAGAACUUGAUAUACAUUGACGUGAGGGAAGAGAGAGAAACUCUUUGGUUAUUGAAGGGUUUUAGCAUUGAAAUAUAUCCUUCAUCAAGGACAAGUUAUUUUUUUGCGUGGUAAAAUAAUUUUCAUAAAUACGUAAAACACGGAGAAAUUGACAUUUGUGGCAGAAAAUAAAGGGAAAAUGUGUAGGACGUGGCUUGGAUUUUGAAUGUUGUCAGGUGAAAUACUGAGUCAAUCACCAUUGAGCGUGGCUCUGUUGCCGCCACCCUCAUUGAUAAAAGUCUGCAAAGCUAUGGCGACAAUCGCCUCUCUGGCAAAUCAACAGAACAUUGACGAUGAUGACAUCUAUUUGGAGAAUGGAUUAUUGAGCUAUGAAAAUCCGAAUUAUCACAUGGAUCCACAGCGCUUAGAGCGAAACUCGCAUCUGUAUGAGGAGAUAUUGUCUGAAUUGCAGCAACAAAACACACUGAAAGGAUCAAAUUGUAUGGUGAAUCGGAAAGAUUACAGUCGAAUGGAUUUGGGAUCUCUUGGAAUCGAUAUGAAGGAUAAUUUUGUAUCAUCAGAUAAGAAAGGAUUGAUAGACUCUUCGCUGUCAGAGGCGAAGCACAAGUCGGAUCAAGUGCAGGAGAAGGAUGAAGGAAGGUUGAUGAAAGAGCAGGGAAAUAAUGUUGAUGCUGAUAAUACAAUUAGGCACAUCUCUGGCAACAUGAAUUCUAAUGAUUUGUACGCUCUGCCAAAUAAGAGGAAAGAAAGCCUUCACGACGAAGCGGCGAAGGCGGUUGAGGAGGUGGCAGAAGAUGAGGAGGAGGAAGUGGAGAAGGGCCGCAAGGAGGAGGUCGAAGGAAUCGAAGAUAAGGAUGCCAACAAAGAUUUACCACCUGGAUGGGAGAAGCACGAAGAUAACGAUGGACCAUAUUAUUGGCACAUAAAGUCAGGAACAAUUCAGCGAGAGCCGCCAGUUUGGCCGAAGGAUCCACCAAGGGAGUUGAAAACACCAAUUCUGUCCACAAAUCCGCAACAAUUCCUAUCAUUUGCUAAGAGCCCAAACAACAAUUACUCAUUUUCCUCCGCCAUGACAAGUUUCUACAACAAUAAGGAUGGCUUGGGAAAUCGAAUACAGGAAAGUCAGAGUUUAUCUGUAACGAGAAGCAAUACCAGUUCGGCGCUCGAUCAAGAGGAGGAGCGCAAACGCAAAGAGGAUCUUGCAUUCAAGCGGCGAAGUUAUCCACUCAAGUCCGAGUCAGAUAGACCCAUUCGCUUUGCCGUGCGAUCGCUUGGCUGGGUGGAGAUUGCCGAGGAGGACUUGACACCGGAACGCUCCUCCAAGGCUGUAAAUAAGUGUAUUGUGGAUCUGUCUCUGGGCCGGAAUGACUUGCUGGACGUCGUUGGACGCUGGGGCGACGGCAAGGAUUUAUUUAUGGAUCUAGACGAAGGUGCUUUAAAACUAAUAGACCCGGAAAACUUGACAAUACUCAACACGCAACCAAUACACACUAUUCGAGUUUGGGGUGUUGGCAGAGAUAAUGGAAGGGAUUUCGCUUAUGUUGCCAGAGAUCGAUUGACCAGAAUACACAUGUGUCACGUCUUUCGCUGUGACACCGCCGCCAGAACCAUAGCCAACACGUUGAGAGACAUUUGCAAGCGGAUCAUGAUAGAACGCUCUCUGCAAUUGGACGCUAGUGGUACAAACUCGAAUGGUGCUCGAUCUGCAAUACGUCCCACUGAUUUACCAACAGAGAAUCGUCGCUGGGUGCGACACACUCAAUCUUUCCCAACGCCGAUGGAGGAGCCAAAGAAGGUGCUGAAGGCACAGUACUUGGGAUCACAAGAAGUCAAUCAAGCCACUGGAAUGGACGUUCUAAAUACUGCCAUCCAAACUAUAUUGCAACAAGGAAAUCCGGACUCAUUUGAGAAUGUGAAUGUUUCAGUCGCGCCGAGUAUGAUAAGUGUUCAUUCCGCCGGGGAUGACUCUCGGUUGCUGGUCGAAUGCCGCGUGAGGUAUUUAAGCUUUCUGGGAAUUGGCAAGAAUGUGAAGAAUUGUGCAUUCAUAAUGCACACUGCGCAGGAUAAAUUCAUCGUUCAUGUCUUUCAAUGUGAGCCCUCAAGUGGGGCUCUUUGUAAGACAAUCGAAGCGGCGUGCAAGUUGCGGUACCAAAAAUGUCUCGAUGCUCAUCCGGAGAGUCGCAUGCUAGCUGACACGCAGACACCGAGUAAAGGUUUAGGUGCGACGAUAAAAAACUUGAUGAAUACUUUUUCACUUAAGAAGGACAAGGCUAGUUCCUGAGAAAGAGCUCAAUCUCUGCAGGAAAUCUGGCCACUUUCUAUGGGAACAGAACGUGAAGUAAUACCACACAGACACCUGCAGUCACCAUUAAUUAGUAAGAAGAACUUUGACUAUCCUCACAGUCCGUAACAAUUGCCUUCUUCUGUUUUUUGGAAAAUUUACGAUUCUGGCGCAAAACUGCAAAUUUUCCUACUUUUUUAAAUUGAUAUGUGUAAUAUUGAAUGCUGAGGAAACUAUAAUGUGAACUAGUGCAAUUUGAGGUAACUUUCUGGUAAGACAACUCAGUCAAAAUGAGAAAUGAUUUACAUGGAAUUUAUAGAUUUGUAUUUUAUUGCAUUUGAAGAAGGAUUUAUCUUCAGUGUGUCAAGAUAACAUGACAAGAAAUAGACUUGGUUAAAUUCUUUUUGUAAACAGUAUAAAUUGUAGUUUUAGGUGAUAUUGAGCUAUGCAAACAACACGCGUAUCUUUAUAAAAUUAGAGUGUGUUGUCUGUUUAAGUUGUAUUUUCUGUCAAAAAAGUAAAUUGAAUUAGUAGAAAAUUAAGUUUGGUUAGUUGGAAAUGCAAAAUGACAGAUUUCUCGAAGAGAUUAAUGCUUGAAUGGGCGGAGCUUUCAAAUGGGCGUGUCUGUAUUCUCUCAAGAAACCAUGACAUAUUGGUUGUUUUUAAUUCCUAUUUCUAAUCAAGCUUUUUUUCUGUUAAUCACGAACUUUAGACACAUAUAAAGUGACUCUCAUUUACACAUAAAAAAAUGAGUUGAAUUUGUGUUAAUGACGUUGUUUACAUCCACAAGAAUUCACAAUAAAAUCCAUGAAGAAAAGUAAAAUCCAUACAAUGCAUAACACGAAAAUACCACAGCUUGGCAGAGCACAUCUCAAUAACAAUAUAGACAAGGAGGAAAAUGAGCAAAUUGACGUGCAUAUGAAAAAAAUAACAUUACAUAUCUAUACUGAGGAUAUUAAAGACAAAGUCCUUGUUUAGUGAACUUCCAAAAGAAGGGGGAAAAAUUGCUAGUCAUUUUAUUGUUCAUUUAGAAAGAUAAAAAAAAUCGAUAUAAUUUUUCUUUGCAACCGCAAUAAGACUUGAUACAUUAGAACCGAAUAAUAUAAAGCAGAAUUUAAAGAGGAAAAAAAUAUAGACAAAACUAAAAUGGCAACAACUCACAUUAUUUUCGAAAAUGUAUCAUGACUCGUAGAUGUUAAAGAGGGAUACAAAAAAAAUAUUUAAGGAAAUAUUUAUAUAUAUAAAAUGUUAGGCUUUUGCGGUGUUAACAAUCCUAUUUAAAGAAAAAAAAAACAUAUAUACAUAUACAUAUAUUUACAUCAAACUGAAUUGGUAUCGCCCUUAAUUAGUUUCGGUCUAUAAUCUCUCAUUGGAACAUGAUUUUGGAAGUAAUUAUAUAUUGAAGAAAAUUGCAUAAAGUAUAUUUGAAAUUGUGGUUAUUGAAAAAAAAACAUAGAAAAACAAAAAGAAACGCCAAAAAUGUUGCUAUGGAAAAGCGAAAUUUGCACAGGCUGUCCAAUUAUUAUAACGUGAAUUAAUAUUGCAAAAGAUAAAAAAAAAAUUGAACUUGAGAAAAAUAAUUGAUGCUAAACUGCAGCAAGAAUGUAAAAGUCAAAAAAUGUGCUCCACUAGUAUUUGUGUACCUCGGCUAGCAAUUUGUAAAAAAAAGAACAUUGAAAAAUUAUCUAGUAUUAAAAUGUAAAUAAUUUCUUGCCUUUGUGAACAAAAAGAGAAAAAAAAGAAAGAUAUGGAACUAAAUAGAGGAAAAAGAAAAUACAAGAUGGAGAAGAGAAAAUAAAACAUUUUCCGCAUGAAAAGAUGGGGAGAAAAAUGGAGAAUGUGAGAAAAGGGUUUUAAUAAGAUUAAACACAGAUUGGUAUUUUACUAAACUAUAUUAGACGAAAGGAAAUGAAGAAGAGGAAGAUGAAAAACAGAAA